Eurytemora carolleeae is the source of this 1096-nucleotide messenger RNA. RefSeq lists its product as uncharacterized. Lineage: Eukaryota; Metazoa; Arthropoda; Copepoda; Calanoida; Temoridae. The transcript is spliced from 4 exons. The record is from RefSeq and is a predicted model, not a curated record. Bases 191 to 1096 code for a protein of 301 amino acids.
UAAUGUUUAAGAAAAAUGUCCCGAAAAAGAUCUGGUGUCAAAUAUAAUUCUUAAGAUUUUCUUCCGACUACACUGUUACACACUGUUGCUUAAUUCAGGCUUUAUCCCUUUCCACCGAAAAGGGUUCCGGAGCAAACGGAAUCAAGACCAGAGGAUACCCGGGGCAUAAGGGAUAUCCGGAGUUGAAGGUAUGGAGGGACCAGGGGAAGGAUCAGGGCUGAUAUCGGAGAAAAAUGAAGGAAAUCCUUCUUCAGUAUCCCCUGCAUCUGGAGAAACCUCCUCAGUUACUUUUCAACCCUCGACGUAUGCAUCAAGUAGGGUUGAGAUUAGAUUAUCUUCAGCUGAGAACUAUUGUAUCCCGGAGCAGGGUUUCAUAGAUCGAAACCUUCUCUCUCCUGACGAUGCUCGGAUUUCGAACUCGUUAGGUUCUCCUAGACUUAGGAAGAAAAGAGUUACUUUUGAUAACAAGAACUGUGCCAGAGAACCGGAAAAUAAUAUGAAUGGAGGAUCUGAUAAACCUAGAGAUCUAAACCAGGCUGAUCCAACCGAAACUACAAACAAUAUUUUACUCUCCGGAGAUAUUUCUAAACCCCGUCCUAGACCUCAGAUUUCCAGCAGCGACGUCAAGUGCAUGAUGGCGAAUUCCUUUGAUCGUCCUGUCCAAGAGAACCAGCCCCUGAACCAUGUUUCAAGAAAAAAUAAAACUUUGAACCCGAUUACAAAGAAAAGUUUAUCCAUGGACCAGAUUUAUAGAAAAAAUCAAAACCUUAACCCGGAUUCUAAAAAACAUUUAUACGUGAACCCGGAUACAAAGAAAUAUCCAAACCUAAACCCGGAGUCAAAGAAGCCUCCAAACUCGAACCCGGAUACAAAGAAGAAUUUAAACCUGGAGCAGGCUCCGAGGAAAUAUUUAUCCCUGGAUCAGAUUCCACGUAGAUAUUCAACCCUGGACCAGACAAGGAAGCAACUUACCUUGAGGAUUAGAAAAAACAGAAUAGAGAAACCUCCACUUAGAGGUUCUCGUGAUCCAACCCAUCCCAACAACAGGAAUACAAUCCGAUAUUCAUAUAUAUAUAUAUCAAUUAUAGUAUUUUAA